GGGAGCUGGUGGCCCACGAAUCCCCCGUUGCCAUGGGAACCCAUUCAGGGAACUGCAAGCCGCGAAGACAGGAGGGGAGGAGAAGCCGGUCAUGUGGCGAGGCAAGAUGGCUACCAGAGCUUGAAGGCUGCAGCCUGAGUGGGUGGGAGCAGCAGCGCCGUCCGAAAGGGAGCAAGGCGCCUUUCAGCGCGGCAACAGCUGUCCGCUGCUCUUGAAGUUUUCUCCCUCCGGGCCUCCCGGGCGCAGACCCUCUCUCCGCCCCGACCUUUCCCCCAACGGUUUCCUCCCCCCACGCCCCCCUCGGUCAGCAGGCAAAAGGCGAUCGCGGCGAUAACUUUUAUUGCAAGCGGCUGCUCCGGCUCUUUUGUUGCUUUUCUGCGCGCCGCUAAUGGGAGCGCCGCAGAGCUCCGGUCCGUCCGCCGCUCUGGCUCAGUGAAACCUCCGAGGCGACCCCGCUCAUAGCGGAGCCGAGACGAUGGCUCUCACCUUGUUCGAUACUGAUGAAUACAGGCCACCAGUUUGGAAAUCUUAUUUGUAUCAGCUGCAGCAAGAAGCACCACAUCCUAGAAGAAUUACCUGUACGUCUGAGGUGGAGAACCGGCCUAAAUACUAUGGGCGGGAGUUUCAUGGGAUGAUAUCGAGAGAAGAAGCGGAUCAGUUUAUGAGCGUAGCAGAGGGAAGUUACCUUAUUCGUGAAAGCCAACGGCAACCUGGAACAUAUACUUUGGCUUUAAGAUUUGGAAAUCAAACUAGAAACUUCAGACUCUACUAUGAUGGAAAACACUUUGUUGGAGAGAAACGUUUUGAGUCUAUCCACGACCUGGUGACAGAUGGAUUGAUCACCCUUUAUAUUGAAACCAAGGCAGCGGAAUACAUUGCCAAGAUGACCAUAAAUCCAAUUUAUGAACACAUAGGAUAUACAACUUUAAACAGAGAGCCAGCAAACAAGAAGCAUCCUGUGGCUGUGAGAGAUAUGGUUGAUGGGAAAGAUUCUGCGGGAGACAAUGACAUAGUAGAAAAAAGACUGACAUCCCUUGUCAGAAGAGCGACUCUGAAAGAAAAUGAACACAUUCCCAAAUAUGAGAAGGUUCACAGUUUCAAGGUUCAUACCUUCAGAGGUCCACAUUGGUGUGAAUAUUGUGCCAACUUCAUGUGGGGCCUCAUUGCUCAGGGAGUGAAAUGUGCAGAUUGUGGCUUAAAUGUUCAUAAACAAUGCUCCAAGAUGGUCCCGAAUGACUGCAAGCCAGACUUGAAGCAUGUUAAGAAAGUGUACAGCUGUGAUCUCACCACACUAGUAAAAGUACACUUAACAAAGAGACCAAUGGUUGUAGACAUGUGCAUUAGGGAAAUUGAGUCGAGAGGACUCAAUUCUGAGGGACUCUACCGAGUAUCAGGAUUCAGCGACCUCAUUGAAGAUGUCAAAAUGGCUUUUGAUCGAGAUGGGGAAAAAGCAGACAUUUCUGUGAAUAUGUAUGAAGAUAUCAACAUUAUCACUGGUGCACUUAAACUUUACUUCAGGGACUUGCCAAUUCCAUUAAUCACAUAUGAUGCCUACCCCAAAUUCAUAGAGUCUGCAAAAACCACAGAUCCUGAUGAACAGCUGGAAAUACUUCAUGAAGCACUGAAGCUACUGCCGCCUGCACACUGUGAAACCUUGCGCUAUCUUAUGGCUCAUUUAAAGAGGGUGACUCUCCAUGAAAAAAAGAACCUCAUGAAUGCAGAAAACCUUGGCAUUGUUUUCGGACCAACCCUUAUGCGAGCACCCGGGCUGGAUGCAAUGGCUGCCCUGAAUGAUAUCCGUUAUCAGAGACUGGUGGUGGAGAUGCUUAUAAAAAAUGAAGAUAUUUUAUUUUGAACUCUGGAGUACGUGUGCAAGGGUUUCUUAGCGGAUGGCGAGAAAAAUCGGAGGACUGUGAAUAAUUGAGCCGGCUCCUGCGGCUGAAUUUUUAUUGUGAGGUUGUGCUGUGUGAAAGGUGUUUCUUAUGUUGCUUUUGCCCAUACAGAAAAAUAUUGGGGAGAGGUGAUCAUAUGCUCUACUUCCCAGGAUUAUAGCUGUGUGGGCUAUUUCAUCCUAGUUUCUGUUAACCUGGUCUGUUUCUUGCUCACCUCUUUUGUGAGGCUUCUCCUACAAAGGGCGCAGGAGAAGGCGUCAGCAUCUGAAUUCUUAAAUAGUCUGUGACUGUGAUUUAGCAUGUUUCUCAGUGUCAAUCUGUGGUGGUUUCCUGCUCUGUUUUGUCAUUGGUCUUUCAGAGGGAGAGGAGGAGCAAUCUCCAGAGAACCAGAACCUCUAAAUGUUUAUUGACAUCUCCUGUCAUUCUUUUCCUACUUGAAGGAUAACUUUUGUUGGAUUUCAUAACAUUUAUUUAACUGCUGGAAAAUACAUAUUCAUGUACCAGAAACAUAUUCUGAUUGCCAUUUUAAGUAAAGCCUUUGAGUGUAUUUCCAGUUAGAGAUGGCAACAUUGAAUGAAUGAAAAUGGCUUUGUGGUUUUCAGUUGUCUUUUUGUACUUCUGCUGGGCAUGCAUAUUAAUUUAUUAAAGUUUUGCUUUAGAACCUUA
Molecule: messenger RNA, 2558 nt
Organism: Thamnophis elegans (Western terrestrial garter snake)
Lineage: Eukaryota; Metazoa; Chordata; Lepidosauria; Squamata; Natricidae
Gene: CHN1
Product: chimerin 1
Exons: 13
Coding region: 476-1855 (459 amino acids)
Biological process (GO): ephrin receptor signaling pathway; regulation of small GTPase mediated signal transduction; positive regulation of GTPase activity
Molecular function (GO): ephrin receptor binding; GTPase activator activity
Source: RefSeq, a predicted model, not a curated record